AUGCGUACAGAACACAAAACACAACCAGUUCCACCUACAACGUUACCAAUGAUUCUCCAGAAUCCCCCUCGAAAGAUGGAUCUCUUGGAUAAAAUCAGUUAUGAGGACAAAGAGUUGUUAAAGCGAAGUUGGUCCAUACUGGCAAAAAAUAUCAACGACACUGCAUACUGUAUAUUUGAUAUGAUAUUCUCUCAAAGUCCGGAUACUAAACAGCUUUUCCCGUUCAUGAAAAUCAGAGCAGCUGGCGACACAAAACGUUCACGUGAAAUGGAAUUUCAUGCGUUAAGAUUUAUGCAGGUGCUGGAGUCUGUCGUGAUGGCGAUUGACAAUCCACAGUCGCUAGAUCCACUUUGCGAUAACCUCGGACGGGUGCACGGACGACUAACAGACUCAAGAGGUUUCAAACCACAUCACUGGGGAGUGUUCAUCGAAUGUACAUUGUUUCAUUUCCGAAGAGUACUAUCAGGGGACAAUUAUUUUCAUAAUAUAGUCACUUUGGAUAGGGCGAUUAUUGUAUGGCGAACAGUACUGCGGAUACUUAUCAAAAGAAUGAAAGUUGGCUUGGACAAGGAUUUGAAGAAUCGACAGGCUAAUAGGGAUGGUGAAGAACUCACUUCAGCAUCCAGUCAAAGCCCUAUUGCAGAUUUGAAUGUACCUCACUCCUUGACAUUGCCGAUGAUAAAUGGAAAAGACAAAGUUCUCGUGAAAUCAAAACCGGAAUCGUCUGGAUUAUUCCGACCGUUACGAGAUUUCGCAAGGAGGCGAAUAAUUGGCAGCAACGCCAAUUCAAACGGUCUCCACCGACAUAAUUAG
This is a messenger RNA of Necator americanus (New World hookworm), 813 nucleotides long. RefSeq lists its product as uncharacterized. The transcript is spliced from 9 exons. The record is from RefSeq and is a predicted model, not a curated record. Gene Ontology annotation, molecular function: heme binding; oxygen binding; oxygen carrier activity. NCBI's taxonomy places the organism in Eukaryota, Metazoa, Nematoda, Chromadorea, Rhabditida, Ancylostomatidae. Bases 1 to 813 code for a protein of 270 amino acids. Gene Ontology annotation, biological process: response to hypoxia; oxygen transport.